AUGACCUUCCAUGCCAUCACGGCCGUGCCCCUCAGCAUCGUCACCGCUCUCGGUCUCCUAGGCAACGUGCUCACGCUCGCUACCACCGCUCUCCACCCGCUUAAAACCAGCAUGAACACGCUCAUGCUCAAUCUAGCGCUGUGUGAUCUACUAUUCGAGGCUCUAGACUGCGUACCGAUGACGGCCUACACCGCGCAGUCGCGCUGGCCGUUCAGCAUCGCCACGUGUAAGGCGCACAACUAUUUCCGUACGAUCACUGUGUACGUGAGCGCCUACACGCUGCUGUUCAUGUGCACGGAUCGUCUGCUAACGCUAUGGAGUCCCAACAAGGACCGACAUCGGAACUACGUCGCUGCGGUCGUCUGGCUGUGGGUGGUCGUCGCUAUCGGCGCUUGUUAUACGUUCUCGAUAACGAGGCUGACGUCGCCGCCACACGCGGAGUGCACCCUGGCGCCAGGCACAGCUAUCACACGCAUGCACUACCUCGCCAAGUUUGCGCUCGCCUUCUGCGUGCCCGUGGCGCUCUCUGGCGUCUGCGUCGGCGUGUCCUGCUGCCUCGGUUGUCGCUACGAGCAGCAAUAUCGACACUACACCGCCUGCGAGACGGACGUACAGCAUAACUCCAUAGCUGCGUCACGCGUGCAUCUCAUGCUAGCGCCCCGACAGAGGUAUUCGGCCCGCGGCGGCGGUGACGGUGACGCUGACGAUAGACUCGAGGUACGUCGCAUGACGAUCACCGUGUCUACGAUCCUCGUCAUCUCGACGCUCUUCUGGCUUCCGAAUUACGUCAUGGAGCUGCUGAUGAUAUAUGAACCUGCGGCGCUAGCUCGCUUCGGCAUGCAAGAGAGUUACUGGCUGACGGGCGUGUCUCUCUGCCUCGCUUACUUCAUCCCCGCUGCUAGACCGCUCGUGUAUUUCAUCCUGCUGCCGACGUUCCGGCAGCAGUGUUACCGGACUGUGCUCUGCACGAGGCAGCGGCAGCCGCAGCACUACCACGUGAACAGCUUUAGUCCUGUGCAUCAGACGCCGACGGCAGCGGCUCGAGAGACGACAGUAUGA
Molecule: messenger RNA, 1059 nt
Organism: Priapulus caudatus
Lineage: Eukaryota; Metazoa; Priapulida; Priapulimorpha; Priapulimorphida; Priapulidae
Product: neuropeptide Y receptor-like
Exons: 1
Coding region: 1-1059 (352 amino acids)
Biological process (GO): neuropeptide signaling pathway
Cellular component (GO): membrane
Molecular function (GO): G protein-coupled peptide receptor activity
Source: RefSeq, a predicted model, not a curated record